AGACACAGAUUACAAUUUGCAACUUCAAAUUUUCUAUUGCUCGAGUUGUUUGAUGUUUCUCAGUCCGAAAAUACAAGAAAUUAGAUUCCACACUUGUUUUUAUAUUAUAAUCGAUUUUAAAAGGUGAAAAUUGAGGAAAAGUGCCACUUGUAUUAACAAAUAUUAAGUACAUGAAGGUGGCUUAAAUGAUGUCGCUGAAACCUCAGGAAGUUAAUUUUGAUGAGACCUGGUCUAAACUCAGAGAGACUGUGGAAGGCGUUGUUGGUCUACAAGCAAUUGAAAGGGCAGUAUGGAAUUCACGUUUCUCUGAUGUUUAUGCUUUAUGUGUUGCACACCCUGAACCCCACGCUGAUAAACUGUAUGAUGAAACCAGAAAAUUCUUGGAAGAGCAUGUGUUAAGAUUAUUAGACAGAGUUAAAGCCACAGCAUUUUUAGAUAGUACUGAUUACAAUGACGGACUGCUUAAUAGAUAUGUCACGGCAUGGAGAGAAUACAGCCAAGGCGUGGCUUACCUUAACAGUUUAUAUUCGUAUCUAAAUUUACAGCAUAUUAAACGACAAAAGGUGUCCGAUGCAGACAUAAUCUAUGGGUCUUCAGCUGCUAUAAGUUUUCUUGAACACGAUGCAAGGCAAUUGGAGGUCGGUGAAUUGGGCUUAGUAAUAUGGGAGAGGGUUUUAAUAAAGCCCCUGUCAAAUCCGUUGACGGCCCGAAUAGUGAGAGCAUUGAACGAUGCGCGGGAAUCAAACCCGGAUCCCGCGGCAGCUGAAAUACUAAAGACUGCAAUUCACAGUAUGGUGGAAGUCCAGUCAUUCCGGCUCCGUACACCCCUGUCUCUCUACCAACAACUAGUGGUCGAACCAUUUUUAACCUCCGCCGCCGCGCAUCACUCACGGCGCGCCGCCGAAUUACUUAACUCUGGAGAUGUUUCCUAUUUCAUGAAGUAUGUGCUGGAUGGUCUUGCAAGAGAAAUAGUCCUCGGCAACAAAUUCCUUCACUCAUCAUCGUCCGAGGCGGUCCGUGCUUGCUAUGAGCAGGCCUGCGUGGCCUCGCAUUUGCCGGCUUUGCAUGCAGAGGUCGAACGACUUUUGAAAGAAGCUUGUCAAGAUUCGCCUAAAGCUGCUGAGCGGCGCGAAGAUCUAAAACGUAUGUUCAUGCUACUCAAACCGUUGGGUCAGAACGCCAUGCGUCCAUUGAUCGAGGCUGCGCAUGUGCAGGCCGCUAAGGAAGGACACGCUAUGUUGGCAGCUGAACAUAGCAAGGAUGAAGCGCACUCACAUUUCGUACAUUCGAUGUUGUCUCUGCACAGUAAAUAUAAGAAACUAUUUACCGAAGUCUUCGGAGGGGCUCAACCGUUUAUAGGAGCUCUGGAUAAGGCGUGUAGUGAAGUUGUGAAUUCGCGUGCCGAAGGUGAAUCUACUGCUCGUGCUCCCGAAUUGUUAUCCCGUUACUGCGAUACACUAUUGAGGAGAAAGGGAUCCGAGAGAGAUGCAGAUGACAAGUUAACAGCUGCCAUAGUGGUGUUUAAAUACAUCGACGAUAAGGACGUAUUUCAGAAACAUUAUGCGCGUGCGCUCGCACGUCGACUCAUACACCAACUGUCUGCUUCUAUGGAGCAGGAGGAGGCGAUGAUUAACAGGCUCAAAGCGGCUUGUGGAUAUGAAUUUACAAAUAAAUUACACAGAAUGUUCACCGAUGUCGCUGUGUCUACAGACCUUAAUACUAAGUUCCAACAAUAUUUGAGGGAAAAUAACUUAGCUACGAACACUGGUUUCUUCAUACAGGUCCUUCAAGCCGGAGCGUGGCCUCUAGGUGGAGCAAUGGCUCCCUUAGCCCCUCCAGCACAAUUGGAAAGACCGGCCCGUCUAUUCGAGACGUUCUACCGGGCGUCGUUCUCCGGUAGACGGCUGGCCUGGCUUCACCAUUUAUGUACGGGAGAAUUGAGGACGAGAUAUACGCAACGGUUAUACCAUAUAAAUGCUACUACACCUCAGUGCGCCCUCCUCCUAAUGUUCGAAACCACCGACUCCAUUCGGGCCAGGGAAGCACGCGAAGCUCUCCAACUCCCAGAAGAAGCUUGGGCCCGACACGUGCGCCCGCUGGUCGAAGCCGGUCUGCUCAUCUCAAACGGAGAUGUGGAAGGAGCCGAUGAAGAGGCGGAACUUCUUCUUAAUCUCACCUUCACCUGCAAGCGGACGAAGAUACGGCUGACUUGUGCUGCUGCACCGGCGAAUCAAGGUGGUACUGGUCCUGGCGCAGGAUCAUCCAGUGAAUCGACUCACUGCGAUGAUGAUAGAAAAAUGUACCUACAAGCCGCUGUUGUACGCAUUAUGAAGCAAAGAAAGGUCCUACGUCACACGGAGCUGAUCCAAGAAGUGGUUUCUCAAGCUAGAGGCUCGUUCGCACCAUCUGUCGCCAUGAUCAAGAAGUGUAUAGAGGCACUGAUCGAUAAACAGUAUUUGGAAAGGUCGCCAGGAAACCUCGACACUUAUUCGUAUCUCGCGUAGGGUAGUUGCAAAUUAAUUGAGAGGGUACUUUAAAUAUACGGGUACACGGUUGACAAAAAUAUUUAUAAGAAAUCAGAUAAUUUUAUGGAUAUACUCAAAGUUUUUGGCGAUUUUUUUAACAAUGAGUUUUGUGUUUAAAACCAAGGUUAUUUAACGUACAACUAUUUAUUUAAGUUCGAAAUUGCCAAUAUCAAUAUUUACGUGAUUGGAUCUUCGUUAUUCAUAAUAGUUCUUUGCAUGUUUCUUUUUGUUUUAUUUAUCUCGUAAAGCUUUACAAAAUAACUUGCUUAUCUAAACACCUGUCAAAUUUAUUAUUUAUUCACAAAAAUACAUACUAAGUCAAUACCAUAAUGUCAAAAUAUAAUAUUAAAUACAUAAGGUACACAAUAUCGCUACUGUGAACUCACUCGAACAUAUAAAGAUGUCGAUUGUGUCGGAGAAAGCAUUCAAUGGGUGCAACGUCUUGAUUAAUGGGGCUCUGUGCAACAGACUGGUUCUGGCCUUUGGUAUCGCAAACAACCUUGGCCUUCGCACAAAGAAACCGAGGUCUUGAAGAACACUUAGGUUGCUCACCACCCUCCAAAUUGUACUUUCGCUAUGAAGCGGGACAUUUAUGGCAGUACUUAAAAUUAUUGACUUGAAAUUUGUUUCUGAAUAUGAGCUUAUUGUGACGAGAAAUAUACAUGUUUUUCUAACGAAUUUUUGAUGUCAUACAGCCCGCGUGAAGUCACAUCGUCAUGUCUUGUUGGAUGUAUAUAAGUAUGUAUUUCGCUAUUGUUACGUUAAGUUUAUAAAAAUUGACAAAAAAAUUGAAGACGUUUUUGUUCUGGGAAAAUUGUAUCCUUAUUGCUAUCUAACGCUGUAUGUUAUUAUAUUAUGAUUAAACGUUCUAGAAUAAUCUAGCGCUUAAUACGCUAAUUCGUGUUAGAUUUUAAAAUGACGUCUUGACGACUUUAAAAAUAAGACAUAUAAUAUUGAAAAUAAUAUAACAAUAUAAACGUGACUUAAUUAAUCCCACAAACAAGUUGUAGUCGCGUAAAUAUUGAAUUUUUAAUGUUUAAUAAUGUGACUGUGCAAAUACAAUUUUAUGUCGAGAUGGAAAUGCAAUUAUAAAAUGCAUUAUUCUAUGAAUUUUUAUUUGGCUAAUUUUGUCCCCUAGACAGUUGACGUAUCAACCUGUCAUAAUUAGUGACGUUGUUGACUUUACAAACUUUUUAAAUGAGAGACUGUUAGGUGUCAAAUAUAUGGCGUUCUAGUGGCGGCUCCUACGCUAUGUACCUCAUUUAAUAUUUUUUUGGAAAGGUCCCUUAAACUAUGUUUUAUGUUAGUUUUAAAAAGUUUUCAUGAACUGAAUACUGAACUUUUAAAUAUUAGGUUUCUUUUUGUCACGUCAACUCAUACUCGGCAGUAGUAAUGAAUGAACGUGUUAACAGAUGAAUAAUAACUUCCAUCAAAUAUAUAUAUAAAAGCAGAAACAAGUUUUCACGAUAGUUAGAACCAUAGAGCCUAACUCUUUAAAGUAUAUUUUUUAUUAAUUAUUCUAUGCAAAACAAAACACAAGGAUUAUGUUUCCAUUGAAGUAAAAUUGUGGAUGUACGUAUGCGCCUUAUUAAGUAUAUAAAUUUAUAAUUUUGGCAUGUGUGAGUUAGGUAUUAAUUUUGUAUCUACUCUGUGGUCGAUUCUCCUUGUAUGUCAUAUUCUGACAAAAGUAAUACCGUGUAUUUCGCCUAAUAUAAUAAUUGAAAUCUUAAUAUAUGACUUUAGUUAAAAUAAAUAUUGUACGGAUGCCGUU
Messenger RNA from Pieris napi, 4296 nucleotides. RefSeq names its product cullin-2 (gene Cul2). Gene Ontology annotation, cellular component: SCF ubiquitin ligase complex; Cul2-RING ubiquitin ligase complex. Gene Ontology annotation, biological process: SCF-dependent proteasomal ubiquitin-dependent protein catabolic process; protein ubiquitination. Gene Ontology annotation, molecular function: ubiquitin protein ligase binding. The transcript is spliced from 18 exons. The record is from RefSeq and is a predicted model, not a curated record. Lineage: Eukaryota; Metazoa; Arthropoda; Insecta; Lepidoptera; Pieridae. The coding region runs from base 186 to 2504 and encodes 772 amino acids.